AUGCUUGCAUUACUAGCGCCGAAGAAGGAUGGCACUUGGCACAUGUGCUGCGAUAGUCGCACGAUCAAUAGGAUAACGGUUAAAUACCAUUUUUCGAUCCCGCGAUUACAAGACUUAUUCGACAUGAUGACAGGAGCCACUAUCUUUUCAAAGAUAGAUCUACGCACUGGUUAUCAUCAGGUCAGGAUACGCCCAGGGGACGAGUGGAAGACCACCUUCAAGAUCAAGGAGGGCUUGUACGAGUGGAAGGUCAUACCAUUUGGCCUCUCCAAUGCGCCCAGUAUGUUCCAGAGGCUAAUGAACGAGGUUUUACGCCCAUUCAUUGGCAAGUCCAUUGUAGUAUACUUCGACGACAUCUUGGUCUAUAGCGGUACCCGAGACUCCCACCUCCAACACUUACGACAAGUGUUUAAGGCACUUCGAUAG
Spirodela intermedia is the source of this 426-nucleotide messenger RNA. NCBI's taxonomy places the organism in Eukaryota, Viridiplantae, Streptophyta, Magnoliopsida, Alismatales, Araceae. The record is from the annotation of a GenBank genome assembly.